AAUUCUGAGAUUAGACUAUAAUCAUUGUUAAACCUAAUAAUAAUAAUAAUUAUUAUUAUUAAAUCUUAAAGCUGACACAGAGAUGUUGAACGAGAAUUGAGUAAAGCAUGUGGGCUGCUCAUGUUUAUAAAUAUAAUAGUCACCUUUAUUUUUCUAUAUUGCAUAAUUCAUGACCUUAGCAUUUACGUACCGUGGAUUGUUUUUUGUUUUGUUAACAUAUACUUCACUUCUGAUUUCCUUUUUGUUUGCUUUCAUUAGAAAAAAAAAAAGUUGUUACAAUACAAGCAUACAUUUCUUUCUUUCUUUCUUUAUAGUAUUAGUUUUGAUUUGAUUUUCAUUCAAGUGAUUAAAUGUCUGAUUGAAUAAUUAAAGUGCUUUUAUGAGAAAAUGUCAAUGGAAGAAGGCUACGUAAAAAUCAAGUUCAAAAGGAUUUGUGUGUUCUGCGGAAGUAACUCUGGUCACAGAAAAGUCUUCAGUGAUGCUGCCCUUGAAUUGGGCAAUGAACUGGUGAGGAGAAAGAUAGAGUUGGUGUAUGGUGGAGGAAGUGUUGGGUUGAUGGGUUUGAUAUCCCGGACUGUUCAUGAUGGAGGUUGUCAUGUUCUUGGGAUCAUCCCAAAAGCUCUCAUGCCGCUUGAGAUAUCAGGUGAGAGUGUUGGAGAAGUGAAAACUGUUUCAGACAUGCAUGAGCGUAAAGCUGCAAUGGCUCGAGAAGCUGAUGCCUUUAUUGCGCUUCCUGGAGGAUAUGGUACCAUGGAAGAGCUGUUGGAGAUGAUAGCUUGGUCCCAACUUGGAAUUCAUAAGAAACCGGUUGGUCUUCUAAAUGUUGAUGGGUACUAUAAUUCUUUGCUUGCAUUAUUCGACAAUGGUGUUGAAGAAGGUUUCAUCAAACCUGCUGCUCGACACAUUAUUAUUUCUGCUCCUACUGCCAAACAACUUCUGGAAAAGAUGGAGCAAUACACUCCAUGUCAUGAGCAUGUUGCUCCUUAUGAAAGCUGGGAGAUGCAGCAGCUCGGAGAUUAUCCAAGGCCAUAAAAUGUACCGUCAAAUAUUGGUGGUAGGUUUUUUCCUGAAUUGAUUCCUGACGUGAUUCAUCAACACUUGAAUCAUGUACAAGUUUCUAUUUCAAAUGGAGCCAAAUAUUGUUCAUUAACAUGUACUUUUGCCGUUGUUUGUGGUUUGAAUUCUAUUAAAAAUAAGAUUGCUUUUCAUCAUA
Messenger RNA from Mangifera indica (mango), 1213 nucleotides. RefSeq names its product cytokinin riboside 5'-monophosphate phosphoribohydrolase LOG8-like. NCBI's taxonomy places the organism in Eukaryota, Viridiplantae, Streptophyta, Magnoliopsida, Sapindales, Anacardiaceae. Gene Ontology annotation, biological process: cytokinin biosynthetic process. The record is from RefSeq and is a predicted model, not a curated record. Gene Ontology annotation, molecular function: hydrolase activity, hydrolyzing N-glycosyl compounds. The coding region runs from base 388 to 1032 and encodes 214 amino acids. The transcript has 7 exons. Gene Ontology annotation, cellular component: cytosol; nucleus.